Ornithorhynchus anatinus (platypus) is the source of this 537-nucleotide messenger RNA. RefSeq names its product LYR motif containing 7 (gene LYRM7). Gene Ontology annotation, biological process: mitochondrial respiratory chain complex III assembly. The coding region runs from base 21 to 359 and encodes 112 amino acids. The transcript has 5 exons. Lineage: Eukaryota; Metazoa; Chordata; Mammalia; Monotremata; Ornithorhynchidae. The record is from RefSeq and is a predicted model, not a curated record.
AGCGGGGAGCGGGGGCGGCCAUGGGGAGCGAGGCCCGGCUGCAGGUCCUGCGGCUGUUCAAGGCGCUGCACCGCGCGCGGAGGGACGUGUUCGCCGCCGACGCCGUCGCCCUGCGAGCCGCCAGACUGAAGAUCAAUGAGGAGUUCCGAAACCGCCGGAGCGAGACGUCGCCCGAGAAGAUCCGACAGCUGUUGCGGACGGGCCGCGACGUGGAGACGCUGCUGAGGAGGUCGGUGGUGCAGGUGGCCCACGCCCGGCCCGGCGCCCUCCGGCUGAUCCCCAGGAAGGAGCUGCUCGUCGACAACGUUCCCUUCUGCGACGCCCCCGACGGAAGUCCCCAUCCCGCCCGGAAAAUCUGAUCCCGCCCGGCAUUCCCGUUCCCGCCCGGUAACCCCCAUCCCGCCCGGAGAUCCCGCUCCCGCCCGGCAACUCCGAUCCCGCCGGGAAGCGUUGAUCCCGCCUGGAAUUUCCGAUCCCGCCCGGAGGAGGAGGAAGGAGGUCCGGAUUAAAGGCCGGGAGACGGUCAGUGGCCCAGUU